Onychostoma macrolepis is the source of this 2162-nucleotide messenger RNA. It is a transcript of the gene srsf11, whose product is annotated as serine and arginine rich splicing factor 11. Gene Ontology annotation, biological process: RNA splicing. The record is from RefSeq and is a predicted model, not a curated record. Gene Ontology annotation, cellular component: nucleoplasm. NCBI's taxonomy places the organism in Eukaryota, Metazoa, Chordata, Actinopteri, Cypriniformes, Cyprinidae. The coding region runs from base 607 to 1656 and encodes 349 amino acids. Gene Ontology annotation, molecular function: RNA binding. The transcript has 11 exons.
UUUCAGAGGCUCUCACCCAAUGGAUUCCAUGCACUCACCAAAACGCUCAUUGUCAUUUAACUCUAGUUAUUUUCCUCUUCAGCAUUUGACACACAAUCUAGAGUUUAAAAUGGGCUUUUGCUGGAAGUUUAUGCCAUAGGAUUCUGUUUUAGACCAGGUAACGGCAGCUUUAGCUCUCAAAUGCCAGCAAAAGCCCCGUAAAGCAAUGUUAUUUGCAUUAGUAAUGGUAAGUCAUGCCAUCAGUGGAUUGAUGAACUGUCAUUUGAUGCUGACACCCGAAUCAUAAACUCUGUUUUGUCUAUCUUGAUGUCUCUGUGUGCUUUAUAGCGAAGCAGCCGACCUGAAUCGCUUGUUCAUUAUACAACUUAUGAAACUUGAGAGCACAUCCCAGUGGAGAUCCGGCUGUGCUUGCUUACAUUUGGUUCAUGACUUAAAAAAUCAAGUUCAGGAGUGAUUCCUGACGAAUCCAAGGCUCUGUCGCUGCUCGCUCCAGCCAAUGCCGUCGCAGGAUUGCUGCCAGGAGGCGGGCUCCUCCCGACGCCCAACCCCGUCCCAUCUAUCGGUGGCGUUCCUCUUGGAGGUCUAGGAGGGCCGAACUUGGACCCCAUGGCAGCUCUGGCCAUGGCGGCACCCAAUAUAAACACUCAGUCUUUAUCAGCUGAGCAGCUUAUGAAGCUUAUGGCAUCCAUAGACCCCAAGCUGAAUCAUCUCGCCGCUGGGCUGAGUCUGAACCCUGGACUGAAGGCAGACGGCUCGAAUAAAGAGAUCGAAGAAGCCAUGAAGAGAGUGAGAGAGGCGCAAUCUCUGAUCUCCGCAGCCAUCGAGCCCGGAAGUAAGAAGGAUGAUAAACGCAAGCGCUCCAGAUCCAGGUCCAGAUCCAGACGCAGGAGGUCCGGGUCCCGCUCCAGACACAGGCGUUCCAAGAGUCAUUCCAGACGGAGAUCUCGCUCCAGGAGCAGGAGGAGGUCCAAGAGCCCCAGGAGGAGGAGGUCUCAUUCCAGGGACCGCAGCAGACGCUCCAGGUCCAGAGAUCGGAGGAAGGAAGAGAAGAACAGAAAACGUUCAAAAACUCCACCCAAGAGCUACAGCAGCGCCAGACGCUCCCGCAGUUCCAGCCGAAAUGUGGAGUUGCAUUACCGUGGUUCAGAUCAGAUCCGAGCUUCUGUUGACCAGCGAGUGUCUUCCUCCAGGAAACGGCACAGGAGAAGUCGCAGCGCAUCUCGAUCACCGAAGAAGUCACGAUCUCCCAAGAGGAAACUGUCCCGCUCCCCGUCUCCUCGCAGACACAAGAAAGAGAAAAAGAAGGAUAAAGACCGCGAGAGAGACCGUGACCGAGACAGGAAGGAUGAUUGGGACAGGAAUCGGGACAAAAGGGAACGUUCCUCCAGCAAGAAGAACAAAGACAAAGAGAAGGACAGAGACCGAGACCGGAAGUCCGACAGUGAGAAGGGAGAUGUGAAGGUGACCAGAGACUACGAUGAGGAGGAGCAGGGCUACGACAGCGAGCACGAGGAAGAGCGCGAGAGGAACUCGGACGCCGCCUCGUCGCCGCAGGCUAAAGAGCCGCUAGCGGACAGCGCAGACGACGCGGGUCGCGGAGAGUCGGACGGACACAGUGAAGACCAGCGAGACGAAGACAUGGACAUGAGCGACUGAAACAGUGUUUGAGUGUAUUGAUAAAUAGAGUUCAGAUGGAGGAGAGCUCGUCCUGAAACUUUCCUCGCUGAACUCCUUCAUUCCUUCUUGUUUUUUAAAAUUCUGCAUCCUCAGAAUCUGCUGUAUUUACUGGUACAUGCUCAUCUUAAGAUGUUCCCCGGGUUUUAGAGCCGUUUCUUCUCUCAUGGCUGAUGUGGAACGAUGUUAUACUGUAUAUUUAGUGUAGACAGUUGAAAAAUACACCCAUUCGCUAUGUCUGUUUGCGGUUUCUAUUUAAGCGAAUUACCCCUAAUUGAAAGUGCUUGGAUAACGUUGUCAAGCAGUUUUUUUUUUCUUUCUUUUAAUUGCAUUUGUUUUUUAUAGUUAGCCUGAGUUUGUCUUUUUAAACUUGCAGAACGUUUGUGGAACUUCACGUAAACUGGAUUACUUUUUCUGGCAGGUCAUUCAACAGUCCAGCUGUAUCUACCGCAAUGUGUUUUUCCGUAGUGAACACACGCCGUCAUCAU